Messenger RNA from Lycium ferocissimum, 1582 nucleotides. RefSeq lists its product as uncharacterized. Bases 223 to 1482 code for a protein of 419 amino acids. Lineage: Eukaryota; Viridiplantae; Streptophyta; Magnoliopsida; Solanales; Solanaceae. The transcript is spliced from 6 exons. The record is from RefSeq and is a predicted model, not a curated record.
CGAUCUCCACUCCCGUACAUCUCACCACGUGGCCCUCCAUUGCCACAUUACGAGGAAUUCAAUGGGUUGGCAUGGAGUCAGCCGACCCGUCAGGUGACAGCACGCCCAUUUUUUUGGCCUCAGGGCCAAACAGAACCACAGAGUCGAUCUCAGUCCCCUGCCACACCUCGCACUAUCUCACAUGGCCUACCAGAUUAUUAUCAUGCAUCACAGCGCGCGAAUAUGAGCGGUACCCCGACUGCUACACCCAGCCCGACUACGUCACAGCCAUCGACCUCAUAUAACCCAAAUGUUGUGACGUCGGAGCCUCACGAAAGCAGCUCUGAUUCUGACGAAGAACCUCCCCGACCAGGAGAUGUUGAGACAGUUGAUAGGUAUGGUCGUCUCAUAAUCAAGCCAGUUGGAUACGGCUUCUAUCCGUGCAAAGCAACAAAAAAGGUUUCACAGUCAGUCAAAUCACUAUAUAGAGGCGCCAUUCCGUCUUGGGGCAAGGUGGAUGUGGAUCUGAAGAAGCAGAUGUUUGUAGAAUUCAGGAAAAAGUGUUUUUGGAACCCGGAACAUGAGACUCUAGUAGCGCAAAAUUUCGAGAAAAAGGCGGGGAAUAUACUUAAGCAUGCGUUACGUAGAGCCCGUCAAAAAGUCUUGCAGCCUAAGUGGAUCCGUGAUGAUAACUGGAAGAUACUGCUGCACUUCUGGGCGACUGAUCCGACGUUUUUAAAGCAAAGCGAAAAUGGGAAGAAGGCCAGGGCCUCCGAUAAGGGUGGAUUUCGACACACUAGUGGGGCCACCAGCCAUGAGGAUGUUAGGAUGAAGCAGACGCUCGAGAGGGGUGAGGAAGUACCUCAAGAUGAAGUCUUCAAGAUUACUCACACGAGGAAGGCGAAGAAUGCCGAUGGUACGGAACAAUGGAUUGAGCCUAGGGCUCAACAAACCUAUACCGAGUUUCAACAACACAAGUUGGAAUAUUGUGCCAGUCAGCCAGCCGGGACGUCGAUGACGAACGAGAUAAUUGCUCAGCAGUGGAUGGAGAAGGUAGCUCCCCCAACAAGGUAUGGGACAGUCUAUGGGAUGCCUAAUCGAGCAUGUCGUCAAUUUCCGUCGUUCCUUCAAGGCGUAGGUACUACUUCUGAAGGGGCAGUGGAUCCUAAGGAGUACCAAGAAAUGAAGCUAAAAGUUAGUCAACUAACAAGUACACUUAGUUCCACGGAGGCAAGGAUGUUGCAUAUGCAGGCCCAAAUUGACAGCUUACUCAACUCGGGGCCCUCUCAUAUUCCCCCGUGUCCCGGGGAUGCUCGUAGGUCACAGUCCAAUAGACGACGUAGGUCACAAGACAACGUAGUUCAUGCUCUUGUUGAUGAGGAUAGUGGGGAGGAAUCGGAUCAUGUCUCUAACACCCAACAAAGUAGUUUAUGGUUGUUUAACUUUACAAUGUUUAAGUAUUUGAAUGUAGUUUUAAGGAUAUUUAGAAGUACUUUAAAUUGAAACUUGAGGUUGAAUUUGAUUUUAGAAUGUGAAGUUUAUGAUUGUAGAAGUACUUUGAUGAAUUGGACGUGUUGAUGAAUUGCAUUGUUGAUUUGGUUGA